This is a messenger RNA of Cucurbita maxima (winter squash), 1501 nucleotides long. RefSeq names its product transcription initiation factor IIB-2. The transcript has 7 exons. The record is from RefSeq and is a predicted model, not a curated record. NCBI's taxonomy places the organism in Eukaryota, Viridiplantae, Streptophyta, Magnoliopsida, Cucurbitales, Cucurbitaceae. Bases 297 to 1235 code for a protein of 312 amino acids. Gene Ontology annotation, biological process: transcription preinitiation complex assembly; DNA-templated transcription initiation. Gene Ontology annotation, molecular function: TBP-class protein binding. Gene Ontology annotation, cellular component: transcription preinitiation complex; nucleus.
GCUCUCUCAUCCACGAAACUUCCAUGACUUUCCUAAUUCCCCAAAAUCACCAAAACCAAACGCCAAAAUCUCUCUCUAUAAAUACCCUCUUCUUCGUCUUCCCAUCCAACUCUCCCUUUCAAUUCUCCUCCAUCGUCGAAAUCCAUUGCCGACGCCUCUCCGGAGGAAGAAUCUGAAGGAUUCAAGUCCCAAGUUCUGCCGGAACGAAGAUUCCUCUCGCUUCGGUUCCCCCAAUUCCGAUCGGUGAGGUUUUCUAGGGUUAGAACAGGAGGAGGAGGAGGAGGAGGUUUUGAACAAUGUCCGAUGCGUUCUGCUCUGACUGUAAGCGUCAGACGGAGGUUGUUUUCGACCAUUCCGCCGGAGACACGGUGUGUUCCGAGUGCGGCCUUGUGCUUGAGUCGCACUCCAUCGAUGAGACCUCCGAGUGGAGGACUUUUGCCAACGAGUCUGGGGAUAACGACCCGGUUCGUGUUGGUGGACCGACGAAUCCGCUUUUGGCUGAUGGUGGCCUCUCGACCGUGAUUGCCAAGCCUAAUGGUACGUCUGGGGAGUUCUUGUCGUCGUCUUUGGGUCGGUGGCAGAAUCGUGGGUCUAAUCCAGAUCGAGGGCUGAUUCUUGCUUUCAAGACCAUUGCUACUAUGUCUGAUAGGUUGGGCCUUGUUGCAACCAUAAAGGAUCGGGCCAAUGAAAUAUAUAAAAGAGUAGAAGAUCAAAAAUCUAGUAGAGGAAGAAAUCAAGAUGCUUUAUUGGCUGCUUGCUUAUACAUUGCUUGUCGACAAGAAGAUAAACCCCGCACGGUCAAGGAAAUUUGCUCCGUUGCCAAUGGGGCAACAAAGAAGGAGAUUGGCCGAGCAAAAGAAUACAUUGUGAAACAGUUGGGGUUGGAGACAGGUCAGUCUGUGGAGAUGGGAACGAUACACGCCGGAGACUUCAUGAGGCGUUUUUGUUCUAAUCUUGGGAUGAAUAAUCAAGCUGUUAAAGCUGCCCAAGAAGCUGUACAGAAAUCUGAAGAGUUUGAUAUUAGGAGGAGCCCUAUUUCCAUUGCAGCCGCAGUUAUUUACAUUAUCACUCAGCUUUCAGAUGAUAAGAAGCCUCUGAAAGAUAUAUCAGUAGCUACGGGUGUUGCAGAAGGGACGAUCAGAAAUUCAUAUAAAGAUCUGUAUCCGCACGUGUCGAAGAUAAUACCGGGUUGGUAUGCGAAAGAGGAGGAUCUUAAGAACCUGUGCAGUCCCUGAAAUGUUGAGGAAAGUGAUUAAGGAAUGAUGACAGAAAUCGAGUCGAAAUUGGAAUGAUUACUUUUUGUUAGCCUUGUAUUUAAACCCUCAGAGAUUGCAAGACAAGGAGUGGUAGCCAGAAAAUCUAUCCCCCUCUUUUCUUCCUCCUCCUCCUGCUCUGCUUCUCUCUCUUUUUUCUAAAUAGAUUCAUUGCCAUUAUCAAAAUUCCAAAUGAACCUCCAUAAUUUUCACCUCAAUUCACAAUCAAAGUUCUCCCAAAUUUAGCA